This is a messenger RNA of Lipotes vexillifer (Yangtze River dolphin), 2559 nucleotides long. It is a transcript of the gene PRKD2, whose product is annotated as protein kinase D2. Gene Ontology annotation, biological process: protein phosphorylation; phospholipase C-activating G protein-coupled receptor signaling pathway; intracellular signal transduction. The coding region runs from base 1 to 2559 and encodes 852 amino acids. Gene Ontology annotation, cellular component: cytosol. Lineage: Eukaryota; Metazoa; Chordata; Mammalia; Artiodactyla; Lipotidae. The record is from RefSeq and is a predicted model, not a curated record. The transcript has 17 exons. Gene Ontology annotation, molecular function: protein serine/threonine kinase activity; ATP binding.
AUGGCCGCCGCACCCUCCCAUCCCGCCGGGCUCCCGGGCUCUCCCGGGCCGGGGUCUCCUCCACACUCUGGCAGCUUGGAACUGCAGGCUCCGCCACCGCUGCUGCCCCAUGUCCCGGCGCCGGCCUCGGGGGUGUCCUUCCACAUCCAGAUCGGGCUGACCCGCGAGUUCGUGCUGUUGCCCACCGCCUCCGAGCUGGCCCACGUGAAGCAGCUGGCUUGCUCCAUCGUUGACCAGAAGUUCCCCGAGUGUGGCUUCUAUGGCCUUUACGACAAGAUCCUGCUCUUCAAACAUGACCCCACGUCGGCCAACCUCCUGCAGUUGGUGCGCUCUGCCGGAGACAUCCAGGAGGGCGACCUGGUGGAGGUGGUACUGUCGGCUUCGGCCACCUUCGAGGACUUCCAGAUCCGCCCGCACGCCCUCACGGUGCACUCCUACCGAGCGCCUGCCUUCUGCGACCACUGCGGAGAGAUGCUCUUCGGCCUAGUGCGCCAGGGCCUCAAGUGUGAAGGCUGCGGACUGAACUACCACAAACGCUGCGCCUUCAGCAUCCCCAACAACUGCAGUGGGGCCCGCAAGCGACGCCUAUCGUCCACGUCUCUGGCCAGUGGCCAUUCGGUGCGCCUGGGCACCUCUGAGUCCCUGCUCAGCAUGGCUGAUGAGCUGAGCCGUAGCACCACCGAGCUGAUCCCUCGCCGCCCCCCGUCCUCGUCCUCCUCAUCUUCUGCCUCAUCCUACACCGGUCGCCCGAUCGAGCUGGACAAGAUGCUGCUGUCCAAGGUCAAGGUGCCACACACUUUCCUCAUCCACAGCUACACACGGCCCACCGUCUGCCAGGCUUGCAAGAAACUGCUCAAGGGCCUCUUUCGCCAGGGCCUGCAGUGCAAAGAUUGCAAGUUCAACUGUCACAAACGCUGUGCCACCCGAGUCCCUAAUGAUUGUUUGGGGGAGGCACUCAUCAACGGAGAUGUGCCGAUGGAGGAGGCCACUGAUUUCAGCGAGGCUGACAAGAGCUCCCUCAUGGAUGAGUCAGAUGACUCGGGUUUCGUACCGGGCUCCCACUCAGAAAAUGCUCUCCAUGCCAGCGAGGAGGAGGAAGGCGAGGGAGGCAAGGCCCAGAGCUCCCUGGGGUACAUCCCCCUAAUGAGGGUGGUGCAGUCAGUGCGACACACAACACGGAAAUCCAGCACGACGCUGCGUGAGGGUUGGGUGGUUCAUUACAGCAACAAGGACACGCUGGAAAUUCCACUGUCUGAAAUCCUCGCCGUGGAGCCUGCCCAGAACUUCAGCCUUGUGCCACCAGGCACCAACCCACACUGCUUCGAGAUUGUCACUGCCAACACCACCUACUUUGUGGGUGAAACCCCUGGCGGGGCCCCAGGGGGGCCCAGUGGGCAGGGGGCCGAGACUGCCCGGGGCUGGGAAACAGCCAUCCGCCAGGCCCUGAUGCCUGUCAUCCUUCAGGAUGCACCCAGUGCCCCAGGCCAUGCGCCCCACAGACAAGCUUCUCUGAGCAUCUCUGUGUCUAACAGCCAGAUCCAAGAGAAUGUGGACAUUGCCACUGUCUACCAGAUCUUCCCGGAUGAGGUGCUGGGCUCGGGCCAGUUUGGAGUGGUCUAUGGAGGAAAGCACCGGAAGACAGGCCGGGACGUGGCAGUAAAGGUCAUCGACAAACUGCGUUUCCCCACCAAGCAGGAGAGCCAGCUCCGGAACGAAGUGGCCAUUCUGCAGAGUCUGCGGCACCCGGGGAUUGUCAACCUGGAGUGUAUGUUCGAGACCCCGGAGAAGGUAUUUGUGGUGAUGGAGAAGCUGCACGGGGACAUGCUGGAGAUGAUCCUCUCCAGCGAGAAGGGCCGGCUGCCUGAGCGCCUCACCAAGUUCCUCAUCACCCAGAUCCUGGUGGCUUUGAGACACCUUCACUUCAAGAAUAUCGUCCACUGUGACUUGAAACCGGAAAAUGUGUUGCUGGCGUCAGCCGACCCAUUUCCUCAGGUGAAGCUGUGUGACUUCGGCUUCGCGCGCAUCAUCGGCGAGAAGUCGUUCCGGCGCUCGGUGGUGGGCACGCCGGCCUACCUGGCGCCCGAGGUGCUGCUCAACCAGGGCUACAACCGCUCGCUGGACAUGUGGUCAGUGGGCGUGAUCAUGUACGUCAGCCUCAGUGGCACGUUUCCCUUCAACGAGGACGAGGACAUCAAAGACCAGAUUCAGAACGCUGCCUUCAUGUACCCAGCCUGCCCUUGGAGCUGCAUCUCAGCGGGAGCCAUCGACCUCAUCAACAACCUGCUGCAGGUGAAGAUGCGCAAGCGCUACAGCGUGGACAAGUCUCUCAGCCACCCCUGGUUACAGGAGUACCAGACGUGGCUGGACCUCCGAGAGCUGGAGGGGAAGAUGGGCGAACGGUACAUCACGCACGAGAGUGAUGAUGCGCGCUGGGAGCAGUUCGUGGCAGAGCACCCACUGCCCGGGCCGGGGUUGCCAGCAGACGGGGAGCUCGGCGGGAGCCUCCCACCCCGGGACCACGAGAUGCAGGGGCUGGCCGAGCGCAUCAGUGUCCUCUGA